CAACGUCAUCGAUCUGCCCUCCCAUGGUGCUGCCCCUCCCCUUCACGACGCGCGCGCACGCAUGUUCCAUGCCUCCUGUCUCCCGCCGGCGAGGGCCUUCUCCCCCCUAUAUACCCUAGACCCCCCCCCCACUCACCUCGGUACGUAGCGCGAGCCACCGACCCACUGCCGUAGAUGGAGGAGGCGGGGAGCGGCGGCCAUCUCGUGCCUCUCCUCGACGUCCACGGCGUCGGGGGCGGCGGCGGCUUGGACGCGUCCCUCCUGCGCCGCCUCUACGUAGGCCACUUCCUCGCCAGAUGGGGUGCACGUAUGUGGGAGUUCUCGGUGGGGCUGUACAUGAUCCGCAUCUGGCCGGGCUCGCUGCUCUUCGCGGCCGUCUACGGCGUCGUCGAGGCCUCCUCCGUCGUCGUCUUCGGCCCCAUGGUCGGCACCCUCGUCGAGAGGCUCACAUAUCUUCAGGUUUUGGGCCUAUGGCUGCUGGUUCAAAGCUUAUCCUUCAUCAUUGCUGGGGUUUCGGUAACUGGACUGCUUAUCUACGAUAACCUGAAAGAUACAAGCUUCCCUGUCUUCUUAGCUCUAGUCGUGGUGACUAACGUGUCGGGCGCGCUCGCGGCGCUCUCAACUCUUGCCGGCACCAUACUGAUCGAGCGAGAAUGGGUGGUGGUGAUUUGCGGCGGGCAUCCGCCGGCGGUACUGACGAAGACCAACUCGAUGAUCCGGAGGAUCGACCUGAGCUGCAAGCUGCUGGCGCCGGUCCUCUCCGGGUUCAUCAUCAGCUUCGUCUCCACGCAGGCCUCCGCGGUGGCGCUUGCCCUGUGGAACAUCGCCUCGGUGUGGCUGCAGUACUGGCUCUUCGUCUCCGUGUACAACGGCGUGCCCGCUCUCAGCGAGGACGUCCAGCUGAGGAGGGAGUCUACCGCAGCGCUGGUGGUGGCACCGGCCGACGAGGAGGUGCAGAGGUACGGCCAGGACGCGCCGGAUUGGAAGGUGGGUGUCACGGAGCGGCUCUCGAUCCUGCCCUGCUGGGAGUCAUGGACUGUGUACAUGAGGCAGGAGGUGAUGCUGCCAGGGGUUGCUCUUGCCAUCCUCUACUUCACUGUACUAAGCUUUGGUACGCUGAUGACUGCAACUCUGGACUGGAAAGGCAUCCCGGCGUACGUGAUCAGUCUGGCACGGGGGUUCAGCGCCGUCGUCGGGAUCGCGGCAACCUUGCUGUACCCGGUGGUGCACUCGUGGGUGUCCACGCUUCGUACAGGGCUCUGGUCCGUCUGGAUGCAGUGGUGCUGCCUGCUGCUUUGCGUCGGCUCCAUCUGGGUGAGCGACGGCGUGGCGUCGGCGUGGGUGCUCAUGGCCGGCGUCGCGGUGUCCCGCCUCGGCCUCUGGAUGUUCGACCUUGCGGUGAUGCAGCUGAUGCAGGACAGUGUCCCGGACUCGGACCGGUGCAUCGUCGGAGGGGUCCAGAACUCGCUGCAGUCCAUGUUCGACCUGCUCACCUACAUCAUGGGCAUCAUCGUCUCCGACCCCAAGGAUUUCAGCGAGCUGAUCGUCCUGUCCUUCCUGCUGGUGACCUGCGCUGCCCUCAUGUACACGCUGCACGUGUACCGCGUGCGGAAGCACCUGCUGCACAUGGACAAGAUCUUCGCCAAGAUGGGCUGGUGUGCAACCUUGCAAUAGUGGCCAGAGCAUGCUGGCAAUUAAGCUCAUGGUUGAUAUCAUCUUCUUCAGCCUUCCUUUCUUUCUGGGUGUAUAUAGUAGCAGGAUAAGGAACUCCUUACCUGGUUCGCCCUGAUAAGGAACAAGUGAGCUGCCAAAUAAUUGGCCCGGUGCUUGCUCGUGUAAAUUAAUCUUUGUUUUCAUAGUUGAUCUCAUAAAACGCAA
Messenger RNA from Triticum urartu, 1878 nucleotides. Its product is annotated as solute carrier family 40 member 1. Gene Ontology annotation, biological process: iron ion transmembrane transport. Gene Ontology annotation, molecular function: iron ion transmembrane transporter activity. Gene Ontology annotation, cellular component: membrane. NCBI's taxonomy places the organism in Eukaryota, Viridiplantae, Streptophyta, Magnoliopsida, Poales, Poaceae. The record is from RefSeq and is a predicted model, not a curated record.